Messenger RNA from Bacidia gigantensis, 606 nucleotides. RefSeq lists its product as uncharacterized. Bases 1 to 606 code for a protein of 201 amino acids. The record is from RefSeq and is a predicted model, not a curated record. The transcript has 2 exons. Lineage: Eukaryota; Fungi; Ascomycota; Lecanoromycetes; Lecanorales; Ramalinaceae.
AUGGACCACGUCUUUCAAACCACUAGUGAGACGAGAUAUCCGUCUUCUACAACAGACAUAGCUGCUGAGUGUAGCUUGACGUCAAUGCGAAAGAGAAAGAGAGACUCCUUGAAUGAUGACGAAGAAGUCCUUAAUCCGAAACACAAAGCCGCAUGGGACAAAGUAAGCCCAAAUCGAUCGUUGCCUAGUGAUUUUUCUCCCAGAUAUGUCAACUGGACAGCAAAAACGUUACCUGCAGAUUACAUCAGUCCGAUGGAAGUAUCCAGGAAGAUAACUCCUAAAUAUAAACUUCACCUUGGCGAGUUCCCAUACGCAAGCCCCCCAGGGAUUGGGGACGGGAACGCCAAGGACUUUGACCCCUGGAGACACAGGAAGAGUCAGAUGCGGAGAGAGAAGGCGGCCAAGAAAGCUCGCGAGCGUUUCUUCCAAGAUUAUGAUAGUCAGAUUUAUUGCUUUAUGCAAGAGGAGCCACCAGUAGAUGAAAUGAUGUAUUCACCACCCGAAUUUUCGACGUUUCUACACCAGGCAACACAUCUUGACCAGGGAGUGCCUCCUAAAUGGUGGAUGGACACGCCACAAUCGGAUCGUUGCUUGGAUACUCUUUAG